UUGUGUCGUCUGCAAUCUGUGUCGACUGCUAAAUUCAAUAUGGCCAUCGUCAUGUUUAAUCUGUCAAAAUGAAAUGUCAAAAUAGUGUUUUAUGACAUAUUAUUAUUAACAAGCUGUUGAAAGUAACUAAAGUAAAACAAUCAACAUGAAUACUUAUGAUAGAGGAGGUGCACCGGGUAUCUCGGGAAAUUCUUUCGACCGAUGGGUUCAGAGAUCAAAUAUGGACGAUUCGGCUAUAACAAAAAUGCAACAUCAAUAUUGGGUGACAAAACAGGCGCUUUCUCGUAAAUUGGGAAAAAAAGAUGAUGAAUGUAUUGUUUCAUCUGACGCUGAAUUAGACGCUAAACUUGCAUUAUUUCGAAGUAUUCAAGAAUCAUGUGCAUUUCUACAGAGAGUCAUUGAUAAAUAUCAAGAGCGAUUAUGCAAUCUUGCCCAAGAGGAAAAUGCAAUGGGUCGAUUUUUAAAAGAGGCUGGAAAACAAGACAAAACAAGAGCUGGAAAAAUGAUGUCAGCCGUGGGUAAAUCACUCUCAUACUCGGGACAACAAAGACUUGCAUUACGUGCGCCAUUAGUUCGACUUUAUCAAGAGGUAGAAACAUUUCGACAACGAGCAAUUGAAGAUACUUUACAAAAUGUUCAAGCAUUGGAAAAAGCAAGAACCGAAUAUCGAGCUGCACUUAAUUGGAUGAAAAAUAUUUCCCAAGAAUUAGAUCCCGAUACAACUAAGCAAUUGGAAAAAUUUCGAAAAGUACAAACUCGCGUUCGACGAGGAAAAUCAUCAUUUGACAAUUUAACUCUCGAUUGUCUUCAAAAAGUAGAUCUGUUGGCAGCAGCUCGAUGCAAUAUGUUUAGUCAUGCUUUGGUUUUAUAUCAAAAUACACUUUUGAAUUUUACCAAAAAAUCAGCGCAAGCUUAUUCGACAAUAGCGAACAGUUUUAAGGGCUAUCAACGUUAUGAUUUUAUGGUUGUUCGAGAACUUGCGGAAACUUCUUCAAAAUUAGCGAGAGAAACUGGCGGCGAUGAUGAUAUUGACGAUAAAGACAAAUUAUUAUUCUUCGAUGAAUAUCACGACAGUGUGGAAGAAGCUCAAGAGGCAAAAGCCGAUGAGCCAAAAUCUGACAAUAAAGACGAUGAUAAACUUCUUGAUUUUGAAAAUAUAACACAAGACUUUCUUGAAUUGGAUAAAAAACUCAAUUCAAAAUUAACAAUGUCAAAAAAUGGUAACACUCAACCAUCUGAAUCGGAGACUGAUAAAGAAUUUGAGGAAUUUUUCUCAAAUCUAGUGCAAGCGAAAAAAAAUUCAACUUCCAUGGAAACAUCAACAAUUAAAGAUCAAACAAUAUCUGAAUUGGAAAAAAAUUUAGCCCAAUUGGAUUUAGCUAUGGAUUCAUUUAAUGCGCCAUCGGGUUAUGAUUUUUUCAAUAGUCCUUGUUUAACACCGCAAACAUCACAAAAUCCAAAUCAACAACAGCAACAACAACAAUUGGAAUUGGAACAACUCACCUCGGAAAAUAUAGCAUUAUUAAAUGAUAUUCUCAACGUUGGACCAAGUACCAACAAUGAAUGGGAUUCUGUUGGCGAUGAUACAUUUUUACCACUUGGAAUUUUAAAACAGAGUUUGGGUGACGCUUGCAUUCCUAUUGAACAACAAAAGAAACCAUUGAUUACCGGAGGCGAACCGAAAACAAAUAAAAGUGGAAAGAAAGGCAAUCCUUGGUUAGAUUUGUUUGCUGAAUUGGAUCCACUUGCCAAUAAUUCACUGGAGAAUCUUUCGAAAAUUAAUAACGCUCCAGCUUAAUUAACGGAAAAACAUAUACGAAAAAAAUAUGAAAAUAUCUAUGAAAAUUCAUAAUUAUGAUGUUAAAGCCUGACAACAUAAUAAUGGAUUAUGGCAAAUCAAUUUCUAUUCCCAAUUUUCUUUUUUGUUCUUAAAAAACUAAGGUUUAAAAAAAAAUAUCACGUCCAAAAUCGAAUUAAGUGCUUCUCGAAAAAUCAAAUAUUUCAUUCCUAUAUUUAUUUGGUAUUGCCAGAAACAUUCCAUUUUCAUAUAAUAAUAAUAAUUCUUGAAGUACUUACAAAGAGAAUUAAGGUAAACUUUCAAUCAAUUUCGUCAACUAUAUAAAAAGAGAAUUUAUACCAAAGAUAAAUAUUAAUAAAUACUUUAUACCAAAGAAUUCGUAGCUGUAAAACUGAUAAAAAGAAUUACAACAUAUUCUUUCUUCUUCUAAUUUUUCUUGCUCUUGCAUUUUAAAUAUAUAUAUAUAUAUAUAUAUAUAUAUCGACGAAAUUACUUUGUACAUUGCAAAUGAGUAUAAAUGUUUCGCAGAAACUGGAAAAAAAUAAACUUAACAAUUCAAAAAAUUUAUAUUUCAACAAUAAAAACUAUGCUUCGUGUGUCAUGAAUGUAAAAUGAAUGAUAAAAAUUAAAAAAAAUAAAAGAUUCGGUGCAAUA
Molecule: messenger RNA, 2452 nt
Organism: Leptopilina boulardi
Lineage: Eukaryota; Metazoa; Arthropoda; Insecta; Hymenoptera; Figitidae
Gene: ICA69
Product: islet cell autoantigen 1-like protein
Exons: 6
Coding region: 146-1798 (550 amino acids)
Biological process (GO): regulation of transport
Cellular component (GO): Golgi apparatus
Molecular function (GO): protein domain specific binding
Source: RefSeq, a predicted model, not a curated record